UCCAACAUGGAGUAGAGAGAGAUGGGGCUCUAGCGGGGCCACCCCUCGGUCACAGCAGCAGCAGCGACAACGACCGAUUUUACGCACAACUGGCACCGGAGCCGUGUCUGAAAACCUGCGCCUCAGGACCUACAACCGGAGAGUGUGUGUUUGUGCGUGACACUUGUGUGUCCGUGUGAGUGUGUGUGUGUUUGGGGAGGGGGGAGACGCGAGGAGAAGAGCUGGAUUCGGAGACUAAACUGUCUGUAUCGGCGGCUCUGAAGGCGAUGGCUGGUUAAAGUUCCAGGGCAGGAAUCCAGGAGGCAGUUCGUGAUCCGGGCCCCGACCCGGAGGCACCGGAGCGGGAAGGAGGACCGAGCAGAAGGAGGAAGGUGGGAGAGGAGACGGGCGAAGGCGAAGCCCGAGAGCCGACGCUCGCACAAAGGCGCAGGGGGGAUUUAUGCGGAAUUGGAGACAGAAUCCGAGGAGAGAGAAUGACGAGCGAAAAGUCUGCAGCCGCCGCGGUGCCUCACCUGAGGUGAAGCGACACGAUGACAGAAGACACACAACCGAACGAUGACAGCUACAUCGUGCGAGUGAAAGCGGUGGUGAUGACGCGGGACGACUCGAGUGGCGGCUGGCUGGCCCAGGACGGGGGGGCUCUGAGCAGGGUGGGGGUGUGCCGCCUCCUGCCUCCGGAGCUGGCCCCCGUGCCGUCCGCCUGCAGCUCCCAGUUCAUCAUCCGUGGUGAGCGGCUCCGGGACAAACAGGUGAUCCUGGACUGUCCCCUGAGGAAGGACCUGGUGUACACCAUAGCCACGCCCACGUUCCAUCACUGGAGGGUGGAGGACAGGAAGUGCGGCCUGUCCUUCCAGGGUCCAGCCGACGCCAGGGCCUUCGACCGGGGGGUGCGGAAAGCCAUCGAGGACCUGGCAGAAGGCUCCACCACCUCCUCCACAGCACUCCAGAACGAGGGCGAGCUGGGGGACGACGACGUCUUCACCAACACCACAGACAGCUCGUCCAACUCCUCCCAGAGACUGGACAGCUCCCUGCAGCCGCUCGAGUCCUCGCCCCUUCCGCAGAGACACAAGUGCAUGAUGGGACAUCGCCACGACCUCCACGACCCCUACCGGCUCUCAGACCACUACUUCAUGGACCAGCCCUUGUCUCGGCUCCCUCGCCACGUCACCUUCCAGGAGGACGAGGAGAUCGUCCGCAUCAACCCCCGGGAGCGCAGCUGGGAGCGAACCACAGAGCGCCACUAUGGACGCCAGGCAGACCGCCAGGCAGACCGCCCCUGGCUCAGGGGCUACGAGGACUACCGCCACGCCACCGUGCGCGACAAGUUCAUCCAGAUGGACGAGUCAGAGUCCUACGUGCACUUCGCCAAGACUGAGUCCCAGAAGCACGACUACACCUACCCUCUGGCGCCCGCCCUGUCGCCAUCAGACUCGGACCCUGCCCUCGGACCCUUGACAGACAAGGGCCAUGGUGGCUCGUAUCGCCACGGCUUCUCCUCGGUUGUGUCCAACCAGCCCCGCUCUUUCCUCCCGAGCUCGUCCCCGUCCACCAACGGCGGGAAGGGUCGGAAGGAGGACGGGGGGGAGCGCUCCCAGUGCGAGCACUGCGGCGAGGCCUUCUACAUCUCAGAGAACCGGAGGGGGCGGUGCCAGGAUGCUCCGGACCCCGUGCGGGCCUGCAUCCGGCGGGUCAGCUGCAUGUGGCUGGCCGACACCAUGCUCUACCACUGCAUGUCCGACCCGGAGGGGGACUACUCGGACCCGUGCUCCUGUGACGGGGGCGAGGGCGGCGGGGGGGGCCGGUUCGGGACGCGCUGGUUGGCUCUGCUGGGCUUGUCUCUGGUGGCGCCCUGCCUCUGCCUCUACCCGCCGCUCCACGCCUGCCACCGGGCCGGGCUCGCCUGCGGCUGCUGCGGAGGCCGACACAAAGCCGUGAGCUGAGCCGCCGGGUCCGGAACCUCUCGGAGGAAGAGACGCAAAUCUAAACCCAACGCGAGCCCAGGGGAAGGAGAGGACGGGGAAGGACGGGGACGCACAGCGAGGACGGCGCCCGGCCGCUCGCUCUCUUGCCUUUUGGUUUCUCUGGGUUUCUCCACAAAUUCCAGACACUGAAAAAAGCCAAAAAAAACAAUUGGUGCAUUUUCUACACGGCCUGGGAAGAUAAGCUCCCUCACGGCAGACAGUCCUCUCACUCUCACGUGGCCGAGUCCGCUCUGCUUCUCGUGAGAGAGCACUCUUUUUCAGGGGGCCUUUUUUAUAGCUGACCUAUAUGUCAUGUAUCACAUAUGCAGGUACUUUAUACUUUGUACACUGACUCGGCGUCAAAGAACUUGAAUUGUUUCCUCUUUUAUUUUCUUUCUCUUCUUUAAUGUACGCGUGGCCAUUUUGUUUAUAUUCUAUUCCAAUAUCAGGCCCGCUCGGCUCCAGCUACCAGAGAAUCAGACACUACACCUCUUCAUGUGCGACUCUGUGUGUGUGAGUUUGUGUGUGUGUGUGUGUGAUUGUGUGGACAGUGUGCGUGAAUGCUUACAUGUGUGUAGAGAACUUGUGUUGUCUGUUCCUCAGCUCAUAGUGAAGCUCCACCAUCGACGUCCUCUUUGUUCCCUGAAACAAACGUGGAACUCUUCUUAAUCUUCUUCUAAAAUCCCAAAGAUUCAUUCUUAUGCUAUUUAUUUUCUCACUGAGUUGAUGAACCAGCAGCGAUGGUGGUGAUUCGAUCACUGACCGGCUCGGCUCCGGCUCCGGCUCCAGUGUCCGGCUCGGCUCCAGUGACCGGCUCGGCUCCAGGGUCCGGCUCGGCUCCGGCUCCAGCUCCGGCUCCUGCUCCAGUGACCGGCUCGGCUCCGGCUCCGGCUCCGGCUCCACGCUUCUUUCACGUUAUUCUAUCAGUGCCUAAACCGUCACCGUCACCAGGAACUCGCUCAGAUUCAAAGCUUAGAGUUUGGGCUGAUUUUAUUUUAACGUUCACUUGAACCGUUCUGAGAUUUUCUGAUUUCCUCUCGGCAGAACCUCAGCCAGAGUCCGAGUCAGAACCCGGGACUGACACUCACUGGAGGAAGCGUUGGAGCCUGUUUUGCCUUAAGAUCUCGAGCCUGGCUUCGAACGCCCCCCCGGUCUGAGCUCAUCGUUCUGGCUCCGAGCUAUCGGCCUCACGAACACCCUCAGAAACUUGGUUUAAACUAUUUUUGUAAUGAAUUAGGAACUUUUAAUAAGGUUCCGACCAAGUGAGUAAACUAAGGCCUCUGGUUUGCCUGCGAUGUACAAUCAGCCCCCCCCCCCUCGUUCAGCCCGGUUCUCCAGGAGCAGCCACCAGUCACAUGUGGAAAAUCUGGACUGAUGGUUCUGUGAGUCAACAACUCGAAUGAUCCAGUCAGCUCCUGAAGAACUGUAAAGACCUUUGACAUGUUUAAUGUCACAACAACACUUAUUUCGCACUAAGCCAAUAAAGCUAAUCCUACAUUUAAUGUUGUUCUAAAAAAAAAGAAGCUAACUUUGGCUUAUUUGCACUUUCUUUAGCUUAGCUUAGCUUAGCAUAAACACUGGGAACAAGCAGUUAGCUCGAUUGUUAGCUUCUCCAGUUACUAGCAUUUUCAGCUAAGCUAAGCUAGUUUUCUCUUGGCUACUUCUCAAACUCUCAAGUUCCUUAAAGGCCAAAUUAUUCAACUAAAGAUAGAAGAUGAACCUGAGAGACGACUUCCCUGAAACCACAGUAACAUGUGACUGGUGCCACUGGUUCCCCCCCCACGUCCCAUUCAGCUCACGAAGGCAGAUGUUUAACUAACACUUGGAUGAAUUAAGAUGAAACUAAAUGUGUUGCAUUGGAUUUAAAGCGUUUAAACACAACAGUGACGCCUCUUCACAACAUUAACAUGAGAACCACGGCACAUCAAUCAUUCAAAAUGUGAAACAACUAAAGGAAUCAACAAACUGCUGUUUGAGUGACACUACAGCCGACCAAUCACGGCCUCACAGCACAACACUAACCAGGGCUGUCCUGGUCGUCGUCCUCAUCACGUCCAAUAGAAGCUGAAACCUCGUAAACAAACCUGCAGCUGAUUGUCGAGCCGAGCAAACGUCAGUGUGGUUGGAGUUCAGGAGGCUGGAGGAUGUCCUCCUUCCUGUCCCGGUGGUGUCUGUCUCACACGUCCUGUCCCCUGUACCAGUUUGAAUCUGUGUGUUUGUGCCCCCCCCAUCUCCUGCUCCUUGAUCCAAAGCUACUGGGAUCAGCUGAACACAUCACACACCAACACCUGACGAUGAUGGGAUGUAUCAGGGAGUGUGUGUCUGUGUGAGUGUGUGUCUGUGUGUAGGCGUUCAGUCUUAUUUCUCUGUCUGAUGUCUGAGUGUGUCCUCACAUGUCAGAGACAUUUUCAAGUGCCUGAGCGCGUCCUCUUUUAUCUCCUCGUGUAUUUAAAUUGAAAACUUUAAAGAAACAACUCCCUCUAAUGAAUUAGACCCAUUUUUUUACGCUUAGUAUUUUUACCUCUGUAAAAAAAAAAGAGAGCAAAAAUUAUAUUAUAUAUAUAUCAAGUGUAUGUUGUACAUUUUUAUUUCUAUUUUGUUUUUUUUAAAUAACUGUUUCUACCAUGUACGAUGGAUGUAGCUCUUUGCUUCUCGAGAAGGAACAGGAAGUACUUUGUAGAUACUGAAGGUCGGCCGGGUCCGUGAGGAAGCUCCAGUGAAACGUGUGUCUUACCUUCCGCCUCCAAUAAAACCAGAGAAAACAGUGACA
Molecule: messenger RNA, 4734 nt
Organism: Platichthys flesus (European flounder)
Lineage: Eukaryota; Metazoa; Chordata; Actinopteri; Pleuronectiformes; Pleuronectidae
Product: sprouty-related, EVH1 domain-containing protein 2-like
Exons: 6
Coding region: 531-1943 (470 amino acids)
Biological process (GO): negative regulation of MAPK cascade; multicellular organism development
Cellular component (GO): membrane
Molecular function (GO): protein kinase binding
Source: RefSeq, a predicted model, not a curated record